AUGUCUUCUCUACAGACCUUGGGCGGCACUUGGCUGGCGUCGCUGCUGCUGUUGCUGCUGAACCACUUGGUCCUCGGUCAAGUGUUUAUUGGUAGCAAUAGUGACGAGAGCAGCAUUCCGCUCACGCUCCCGGCGCCCGACAAAAUCUCAAGCCAGUGCAACUCGACUUUUUCCACACGCCUGACGUGUGAUACAACGCUACCUCGCAUGGCCUACGGCGGCUACUUCCCAGACACGGAAGAGCUGACACACAUGUGCCAAACAGACUGCCUUCAGGCGCUCGAGGCGCUGCGUCAGGCGCAAACAAGCCAGUGCGCCGACGACAUCUUGAUAGUCGACGGCCAGCCUGCACUCGUGACCGUGUCGGUCGACACCAUGAUGUGGGUGUACAACUACACGUGCCGUCGUGACACGCAAACGGGAGACUUUUGCGCCCCUAUUUUCGAUGCGUGGGCCAGUGACACCAACAACAACACCAGCGGCGAAGAAGGCGAACCAACAAGCAACAGCUGCUCUGACUGCGUGCUUGGGACCUACCAGCUGCAGCUUGGAUAUGCCUACGGCUACGACGAGGAGCUGGCCGCGAGCUUCAGUGCCCUGACAUCGUCGUGCGGUGCUACGGGUUACCCCGUCACGUCGCCAUCGGCCAUCUAUCUGACGGGCGGCAAUCCCACGAGCACGGCGGCCACUCCGACAAGCACAAGUCCCGAGCCUGACAAGUCUUGCGUUAGCACCUACACUGUCCAAGCCAGCGAUGUCGACUGCCACUCCAUCGCCGUAGCCCAGAGUGUGUCCCUCAACCAGUUGCUCUACUUCAACAAUCUCCAGGCAGGCUGCGCCGACUUCGCCACGGCUGCCGCGGCUGGGACGCAGCUCUGCAUGCCGCACACAUGCGAGACGUACACGGUGCAGCAGAACGACACGUGCGCAGGGCUUGUACAGCAGUUUGGAUACGCCUUCACCCAGUCACAACUCGUGGCGUGGAAUGUCGACAUCAGCCGCGGCUGCGACAACUUGGCACUGCUCGUGGGUGCGCAGAUCUGUGUUAGCUUCCCAGGAGACGUAGCCAGCACGACCACGACACAGCCUCCGCCGCAGUCGGCAACUAUUGCACCCAUUCCGACCAACGUCGUCGACGGCACCAACACGCGCUGCAGCCGUUACUACGAGGUCAAGCUCGACGAUACGUGCGCGUCCGUGUCGACCAACCAGGGCAUCGCGCUGCAAGACUUUUACUUCCUGAAUCCCGAGCUCAACACGACCUCGUGCAACAACCUGUUCCUGGGAUACAGCUACUGCGUGGCCGCCGUCGGCGACAUCAACACCUACUCGGGCUACCACGGCGGCAGCGGUCCGACCAACCCCUGUGUGGGCGGCACAACCGUCGCCGAAGCGUCCAGCUGUUAUGCCACCACGUACGCAACCACGGAUGCGUGGACGUUCCCCGUCCUAAACACCACUGCCAGCGCCACCACGACGGCGGCCAGCAACUGGACUUCGAUCCCCGUGACCCCCGUCGCCACCUAUCCCGUCACCGAGUCCGCCGAGCCGACGCCCACGCCGUACCAGGCCCAGAUGGCGACCGGCUGCACCGACUUCUACAAGGUCGUCACCGGAACAACCUGCGCGGCCAUCCUGGACGGCUUCGCCAUCACCUUUGCCGACUUUUACGCUUGGAACCCCGACGUGGGCGACGACUGCCAGUUUCUGCAGCUUGAUGUCUAUGUCUGUGUCUCGCAUGGUUCGACGUCAACAACAGCCGUGGCAACCACAAAGACAACAACAACAAGCGCAGCGACCACAAGCAGCAGCAGCAGCAGCUCCCCAGCAGCGCCUGGCCCGACACAGGCUGGCAUUGCGGCCGAUUGCAACAAGUGGAUCUUGCAGCAGGACGGCGUGUAUUGUUAUGACAUGGCCAGUAACGCCGGCAUUAACCUGUCGUGUCUGUACGAGCUAAACCCGGCGCUGAACACGGAUGCGGGCGAGUGCCAGGGGUUGUGGCCGGGGUAUGCGUAUUGCGUGGGAACGGAGGGGGGUGCGUGUUCAUGA
Messenger RNA from Colletotrichum truncatum, 2049 nucleotides. RefSeq names its product LysM domain-containing protein. The record is from RefSeq and is a predicted model, not a curated record. NCBI's taxonomy places the organism in Eukaryota, Fungi, Ascomycota, Sordariomycetes, Glomerellales, Glomerellaceae.